Messenger RNA from [Torrubiella] hemipterigena, 3658 nucleotides. NCBI's taxonomy places the organism in Eukaryota, Fungi, Ascomycota, Sordariomycetes, Hypocreales, Clavicipitaceae. The record is from the annotation of a GenBank genome assembly.
CGCGAUUGGAGGGACUUUGCCGUAGUGAGACCUGGGCGGAUAAGCAAUUCGGUUAGCUGAUGGAGGUUUGGGGCGUCUUGGCUUAGAUCGUGUGCCCAGCAGCAGCUGUGUUGGCUAUUGCCCGUUUCGGCUGUUCUUCUAGAAGAACACAGAGGAGAAGCCAACGGAACAUGCAUCGCCAAGAGCUGUAACGGAGCGUGGCGGAGAGAUUCGGGCACCCCCUAUGACAACCCCGGUGACGCCGUCUAUGCUGGACUGUCUUUUGUGGGAAAUGUAUAAACCUCGGUCAUAGCUGUUCCCCGGGUAUGACAGUUUCCGCAAUUCCAUGGGUGAAAUGCCAAAGACGCCGCCUGCUGAGCCAAUAUCGCCACAUUCUUCAUUAACAGAGAUAAGCGUUGGUCUAUCAAGCAAAUUGCGGGAACUGGUCUGACAAAUCUUUUCUCAGGGCUGAGUCUACGCUUUGAUAAUGUCUGUCGUUGUGUAGAGAUUUUGUUUGGAAUACGGGCGGGCAGUCGACUUUGGUUCCCACUAUGCUUCGAUCCACGGCAUGUUGCAGAACCGACAACAACACCAUUUAUGCAACUUGGAAAUCCGCAGACACCCACCGAUUCUGAAUAAUUCACAAGACAUAUAAGAUAAACAACAGUGAUUGCAUGACCACGCUGUAGUCCAGUGUUUGUAUCUGCUUUUGCAGCUCCAGGGUACUGCUUCCCGACGGUUGAAUCAUGUCUAUAGUGUGGCGCCGUCGGUUGGAAUUGUGGCGUAAAGCAAGCCGAAUGAAAUUAUAUGUUGUUCCAAACGUUGAAUAUUCUAUAUUGACAUUUAUGGAAGGGGUACGAACCGCAGUGGAAAAUUGUACGCUGAUGAAGAUUGAAGAAUGACCAGACGACGUCCCUAACUAUUGGAAGCGGCAGCUACGUCGUUGACUUGUGCGGGCAGCUGUGCCAGGUGUUGCGCAGCUGCCAGCUGCAGGUCUGGUCUACACACACAUAACAAAACCUAAGAUCUCAGAAUUUUCCAAUCGAAUUCAAUUAACUUACAGUUUAUUUUAACAAUCGCAUAAGCCGCCCCCAAUGUCUUGCUGUAGCUCCCCAUUCAACGCUAGUGGGGACAGAGUCCAUCCACAACGGCAUCCCCGGGGAAUUCAUCGGAGUCAAAUCUUGCGAGUUUCGUCUUGAUCCACGAACUCCGGCCGACUUGCGACAUCGAACCAUCUGUAAGCAGCGCACUGUUGGCGAUUUUGUUAACUUGUCAUCGACGAAUAUAGCAAAAGGGGAAGCUAGCCUGGCCGACGGUGCCCCUUUCAGCUAGGGUCGGACGAUUUAUCUGCCGGUCCGGAGACAACCUUUGCUGCGCAACCAUUCCAGCACUUCUACCCCUCAAACCCGACCAACCCGAUUAUCACAAUGGGCAACGACUCGAACCCAGUAUGCUUCCGCUGUGCGCAGAUUAAGCAGGCGUGCAAUGGCGAGAUUCCCUGUGCCCGCUGCACCCGUCUUCAGCUGCCAUGCCGCUCGCGCACCGACGACCCCGGAUCUGCGCAGGACUUUGCGGGAAGCUUGCCCAAGGCGCAGAUUAGACGAGUACAGACAGGAUGUGCAGUGUGCAAGAAGCGAAAGAAGAAAUGCGAUGAAGUAAAGCCGAGAUGCGGCGACUGCCGACGUCUUUGUCUCGAAUGUGUGUGGCCAGAAGAAAAGCCACCGAAGCGACAACGGCCACCGACGUCCUCAAGUGCAACUAUAUCAUCUGGCUCGUCCAAGGGCUCCUCUACAGGAUCUUUAUCACCUUCACAUGGCCAGAAUUCAGCCAGUCUGCCGGUGCGCAAGAGCCCGAAGAUGGAGCCAUCGGAACCCAAGUGGACGCCUGUUCCUGAAGAAGACCUCAUGUGGGACUCUAGCCAGUCAGACACUCGCCAGAGCGACAGUAAGAUGUCUUCAGACACUGGAAGUUUUGCAUUAUACAAGGUGCAACAAAAGACAGACUGGUGGCUAUACGAGGACGCAUCGUCACUGUCGGUAUAUAUGCCGCAGAUUAUGCCACAGCUGGGAAGCCCCGAAGACCGCGCCCUCAUGAAUCACUACUCGACUAUUGUUUCGGGGCUUCUCUCUCGCAAAACCUCUGUAAACAAUCCUUACAACCACCACCUACUGCCCAUGGCUUCCUCCAACGACAUGGUACUGCACUGUCUGCUGGCUCUUUCUGCCAAUCAUUGGCGCAGGACACAGCCCCAGCUAGCAGCCCGCGGCAUCUAUCACCAAAGCAAAGCUACCAUGGCGCUGGCCAAGAUGCUGCCUGAUAUUGAAAAGGGUAACGGCGAUAUUGCCCUAGUAGGUAGCUUGCUGCUCUGUAUGUCCGACUUUUUCGACGGCACUAGCGAGGGAUGGAAGCUGCAUCUUGCCGGCGCCAAGAAGCUGUUGCUCAAUCUUAAGAAUCAACAAGGCGACAAAAUGAGCGGCCGCUCCAAGUUUCUUGUUCGACUCGCCCGGUUCCUCGAUUCAUCCUCUACCACAUCCACAUGUAAGCCACCUCUUCUUGCGGAAGAGGAAGAAGCUGCGGAAACCAUGGAGCGGCUGACAGCGGCCCCUGACGAAGAAGACUCUGCAUUAUACGGUGUACCCAAACAACUAUUUGAUCUCAUCGAUCGUAUCAACGAGAUUGCCAGCAAUCGAGCAACUCGUGUGGACGCAGAGUCGGAAGCUGCUUUCCGAAAAGAUGCUGCACAGGCAGAAGACGAGAUCAACAUCUGGUCAGCGCAUAACCGCCGCCGAACCAUGGAGAGGAAGCCUGAGACGCCGUUAGAAAAGGAUGUCUUGUUUGCCACAGUGGCAUAUGAGUAUGCCAUUCGUCUGCGCCUCCAUCAGAUUGUUGAGGGGUAUGAGCUAGUACCUCCUAUCCCUGGCCUCGUCCGCGGCAUCCUCGACGCCAUCCAGCGUAUUCGAUACGGUAGUCCUUUGGAAACAUCGUUGAUUUAUCCGCUAACUAUGGCUGGUGGGGCGUGCAGUUCGUAUGAAGACCGGCUCAUUGUGAGCGACCGACUGUUGGUAAUGGAGCGGACGUGCGGGUUUGGGUAUGUGUAUAAUGCGCGAGUGCUGAUGGAAAAGGUGUGGAAGGCGAGAGACGAGGCUACACCGACUAGUAAGCCUGUCAAUUGGGCUGAGAUUCGAUAUACUCAGAUGCAUGGGCUGGUCAUUUUCUAGGAGCGAUUUGUUCGGAUAGCAGUUUGAGUUUGCAUUUCCUUUUUCAGCGUUGGACAUGUAACGAUAUAUAACGAGAAUACCCCACAAUUUGACAAUAUGAUGUAUCCUUUCUUUUUUGCUAGGGGCCUGUUAAGGUUAUGUAUACGGCUGUAUGAUGUGUUGGCUUGGCUCCUAUCCGCGGCUGUGGGCUGGCAUUUGCGACGGCGUCGGAUCCGCAAUAUGCGCGGGGGUUGGGAUCCGACGGCAGCGGGCCUCACAUUAAAGUUACACUUGUUUAGUAAUUAGCAUGUGUGCUAGUUUGACCACUUUCUGGGGAUGAGAUCGAAGAGAAAUAUUUUAACUGCUUGGAGGUAAGAAUGGGAUACGUCUGUGUUCGAGAAAUGCUGUGGUUGACGCUGGUGGUUGCUUCUACAUCAUGAGCAACGACAGACAUCGUCUAUAUGUAUAAUCUGCAUGAGAUU